Molecule: messenger RNA, 1825 nt
Organism: Brachypodium distachyon (stiff brome)
Lineage: Eukaryota; Viridiplantae; Streptophyta; Magnoliopsida; Poales; Poaceae
Exons: 1
Coding region: 17-556 (179 amino acids)
Source: RefSeq, a predicted model, not a curated record
CCAAAGAGAUCGAGAGAUGGCGGAGCGGGCGGCGUGGAAGUGCCGGGUCCGGAAGCGCGUGCUGAAAGUGGAGGCGCUCUGCCAGGACUCCUUCCAGCGCCUCUUCCACGCGGCCACCCUCAUCCGCCACCCGGGCGACGCCAGCAAGGCGGCGGAGCUUCUCCAGGGCGUGUCCACCAGCCUCACCCUCGCCGCCUCCUACAUGCAGGCGGCAGAGCUCCUGGCGCUCCGCGGCGGCAGCCCCCACCCACGCCGGCCGCUCCCCUCCCUCGCCGACCUCCACCCGGACGCCGCCGACGUGCGGGCCGCGCUGCUCAGGGUCCAGGCCGCGGCGGCGACCCACGAGGCCACGCGCCUGCACCUCCAGUGCUGCCGCGGCCGCCUCGCCACGCUCUGCUUCCUGCUCGACCGCCAGAGCAAGCGCCAGCGCCAUGGCUUCCACGCCGUCACCGAACCCCAGCGCGCCGCUGCCUUCGUCGCCCUCGAGAACGCCAGGCACUCGCUGCAUGCCUGCGUCAUGGAGAUCAACAUCGCCCUCCUCGCUCUCCCUCCCUGACUGUCUCGGUCGCCAUGGAUGUCAGUCGUCUCGAUCGUCCGCCUGCCAACUUUCGCAGCCGACCGCGCUGAAACUCUGAUCCAACUGUUGCUUCUUUCUGAUCUGUUGCAAACUGGGAUCGAUGUAUGAACGAUACGACGCAGCGAGUCAUUUUCGAUCGGAUUCUUAUGUCUCAUGCUUUCGUUUGCGGAUGUAAAAAUGCUUCAGUGCUCUCAACUUGCAAAGGCAGUCUCGCACACAGACUGUUUUUCGCCUUGUUUUUUUCUGCAUUGUAUGUAAUCUCUUUGGGCUUGUCUAAGAACAGGAACAGGUUAAUCAAUCUGAGUGUAAUUAGCUGCUGCUGCGUGCUUCAUCGUUUCAGCCGGUGUCUUGGAUUUGUAAUUGACUAAUUCCAGAAUCAGGUUGGCCUGAUCUAUUGUUCAAAUUAGGAUGAUCACAUCUAUGACAGCACGCGCGGAUCAGAGUUGCAUACGUGCUACGAUUGAUUUGAUAUUAUGCCAGCUGUGAGCCACGGGAAUUCACCGUCUCCCUCCCCCUGCGGUUUCAAAAGCGGGGCCCACUCCGCCAGGCUGGCAGGCAGCAGCCCUGACGCCACCAAACAACCACCGCCCGCGACAGAGCGAGAGAAGGAGAUAAUAGAUGGCCGCGGGGGCCGAUCCGGACGACGACGGCGGCGGCGAGCACCAACGCCGGAAACGCGGCGGAGGCGCUCAGGGUCGUGGCCGGCAGCCUCACGCUCGCCUCGUCCGACAUGAAGGCGGCCGAGCUCGUGGGGCUGCACCGUGCCAGCUCCAACCCGCGCGGGCAGUCGAGCACUUGGACGACAAGGGAGGCCCCCAACUCCGCAGCCAGGGCGGAGGCGGCGCCCGCCUCGCCACGCUCGACUUCCGCGCCGUCGCCGAAAGCCAGCGCGCCGCCCUCGACGAGGCCGUGGACCUUCUUCGAGACAUCGUCGUCCUCUGCUCAAACUCCCACCUGGUUCUCCCCGCGAGUUGAGUGCAUCAGUCAGUGCCCGCCCCCGUUUGCUGAGUCCUUAGUUACACAAGUUACUCGUCCGAGCUCUUCUUUCUGAUUCCUGUAUUUUACGCCUUGUUUUUCUGCAUUUACUGUAUGUUUGGGGUUAAUCAAUCCUGGUGUAAUUAGCGUGCUUUAUCGUUUGAGUUGGUAUCUUGGAUUUGCAAAUGACCUAUCGUUCCAGAAUCGGGGCAUUGACCUGAUCUGGUUUUGUAUUUCCUACUUGUGAGGCACAUGCUCUAUUAAUUUGUUCAA